AUGAACUCUAUGAGUUCUUGUUUGAGCUUGAGUUUGAGUUUUCUCUGUACCCUUUCUUCAAUUCUCAUUAAUUUGGGCCCCUGCCUCGCUACCGCCAUUUCAAAACCCACUUUCGUUGAUAUUUACUGCACAGCCAGACGACUUUCUUAUCCUAACGCAACCAACAUCCCAGUUGGAGCAAACGUUAACCUUCUUCUCUCUUAUCUAUCUUCGAACGCUUCUUUAUCCACCAACAAUGGAUUCUACGACGUCACGGUUGGCCAAAAUAGAGAUAAAGUCUAUGGUUUAUUCCUCUGCAGAGGCGAUGUUGAACACAACAUUUGCCAAAAUUGCGUUGAAACUGCGGUUGGAGAGAUCAAGCAACUCUGCGCAAUUAACCAACAAGCCUUUAUAUGGUAUGAAGAAUGUAUGCUGAAGUAUAUGUAUUAUCAGUAUCAUGGGUAUAAUUGGGCGUUUCCCAGAGCUUUUGAAUGGGAGAGGAGAUAUGUUUUCAACCUAAAUUCAAAUGGGUUUCUUCAGACAUUGUCUAAUUUGAUGGACAGCCUCGUAACAUUGGCUACCAACUCUGCUUCUUCUUCUAGAAUCAAAUAUUUCGCAACCGGAGAAGCAAAUUUUACAAGGAUUCACAAGAUAUAUGGGCUGUUGCAGUGUACUCGUGACAUCACUCCAAGUGAUUGUUACACAUGCCUGAGAAAUGCUAUUUAUCAGAUGCCCAUUGUGUUCAAUGGGAGUUCAGGUUUGGGUGUUUAUAUUUCCAACUGUUUUGCAAGGUAUAGUGAUCAUCCUUUCUACAAACUGAAUUCCGCUGCAUCAGCUCCUCCCUCAAUCAGUGAGUAUUGUAACUUGACCACAACUUUUCUUCUUCAAUGCUGCAAUAACUUUAUAGCUAGGCUGAAAAAUUAA
Messenger RNA from Macadamia integrifolia, 903 nucleotides. RefSeq names its product cysteine-rich repeat secretory protein 38-like. The record is from RefSeq and is a predicted model, not a curated record. Bases 1 to 903 code for a protein of 300 amino acids. The transcript has a single exon. Lineage: Eukaryota; Viridiplantae; Streptophyta; Magnoliopsida; Proteales; Proteaceae.